AUGAAACGAUCCAGAUGGUUCCAGGUUAUAGUGAUUUCGCCAGCCCUUCUCCCUCGGGGAUUCAAGCAGAACUACAACUCCCAGCAUGCUCUGGCACGCAAACCGUUGGAGCUCGCACGGUGGAGAGGAGGUGGCUCGAGAGGAGAAUCGCCAGAUUCCCCCUACGUAGAAAACGAAAGGUCGGUUGGGGGAAGCCGUUCUCUUUUUCAGAGAAUAACUAACACUAUGGCUAAUAGUGUCGUAAAAAUUAUUUCUUGGACAAGCAUGGCUGUGGCUUCCUCUGCUUUUUAUUUCUGCACCAACAAAUACCUAGAUCCCAGUGAUUUUGGAGCGAUCAGAUUCGGCAGAGCUGUAGCCACGACUGCUGUCAUUAGCUAUGACUAUUAUACUUCUCUACGGAAAGUUCCUCAAGACCCUGAGGAGUAUGCAGAAAUCAAAUCUAAGGUACAUCUUCGCUCGGCUGAGCGCCUUCGUAAACUUUGCUUUGCCAACCGAGGCACCUUCAUCAAAGUGGGCCAGCACCUGUCAUCCCUGGACUACCUCCUGCCUGAGGAAUAUACACGUACCUUGAAGGUCCUUCAGAGCCAGGCCCCACAAAGCAGCCUGGAAGAGAUCCAGCAAGUGAUUCAAGAAGACCUUGGAAAAAAGAUGCUUGUUUCAGCUGUAAAAUACCUAUUUCCUGAAUUUGAGCUCGCGUGGUUAGUGGAUGAGGCAAAGAAGAAUUUGAUUCUGGAACUAGACUUCCUCAAUGAAGGGAGGAAUGCAGAAAAGGUGGCUGAAAUGUUAAAAAAUGUUGAAGCCUUAAAGAUCCCUAAAAUUUAUUGGGAGCUGUCUACUCGACGGGUCCUUCUGAUGGAAUUUUUGGAAGGUGGACAGAUCAACGAUAAGGAAUAUAUAAUGAAGAACCGAAUUGACGUUAAUGAGGUUUCUCAACUAUUGGGAACAAUGUAUAGUGAAAUGAUCUUUGUCCAUGGAUUUGUACAUUGUGACCCUCACCCCGGCAAUUUGCUGGUGAGGAAAAAUGCCACAACCCGUAGAGAGGAAAUUAUUUUACUAGAUCACGGGCAGUACCAGGUCUUGACCGAGGAGUUUCGCCUGAAUUAUUGUCACCUCUGGCAGGCCCUCAUCAAUGUUGAUAUGGAAAAUGUGAAACUAUAUAGCCAGCUGCUUGGAGCAGGGGAUCUCUACCCUCUGUUUGCUUGUAUGCUGACAGCCAGGACCUGGAACUCCGUCACCAAAGGCAUUAGCCAGGCACCAAUCACGAGUAGUGAGAAUCGAGAACUUCAAAAAAAUGUUGCCACCUACCUCCCACAGAUAAGCCAACUUCUUAACAAAGUACCACGCCAAACACUUCUCAUUCUGAAGACAAAUGACCUUCUCCGCGGAAUUGAAACAACCCUGUGUACUCGGGCCAGUGCUAGCUCAUUUCUCAUCAUGUCACGAUGCUGCACCCGAGCCCUUGCCGAACACCGAAGAAAGAACACCUGCUCAUUGCUGAAGAAAACACAGAUAUCUGUUGGAGAGUCUUUUUGUCUUUGGCAAAUCAACUUGCACGAACUAUUCCUACGCGUGAGAUGGUCCUGGCUCGGCAAUUGGGUUUCCACCUACCUCUUUUGGAAGUCUUCCUCAGAUUGA
Messenger RNA from Gracilinanus agilis (Agile Gracile Mouse Opossum), 1635 nucleotides. It is a transcript of the gene ADCK1, whose product is annotated as aarF domain containing kinase 1. Gene Ontology annotation, cellular component: mitochondrial inner membrane. Gene Ontology annotation, biological process: lipid homeostasis; mitochondrion organization. The record is from RefSeq and is a predicted model, not a curated record. Lineage: Eukaryota; Metazoa; Chordata; Mammalia; Didelphimorphia; Didelphidae. Bases 1 to 1635 code for a protein of 544 amino acids. The transcript has 10 exons.